UGGCCGUGCCGUCUGCUACGUCAUUGGAUUCCCCUUGAUCGCAUUGACUUCAGAUCGCGCCUGCGCACUGCUCUGUACGCCUCAGGGUCUGGAGCCGAGCACCCGACGCGCGAGAAGCCUCCGCCAGCGGCGCAUUUCACAUGUGUUGGGUUUGAGAGUCCAGCUGAUGUCUGCACGGGUGAAGCCAGCACUCAGCGAGGAGCGGGACUCUAGCUAGAACCUCAGCCGCGGCCACCUUUCCUGCCCAACACUAAGCAGACAUGAAGACGUGAAGACGGCCUCGCGGAGCUGCAGGAAGGAAGCCUCAGUGCAGCAUGGAGGGCGUCGCCGUGGACAACCUCAUCGACUUCGACCUGUGCUCAGAGUCCGCAGCACUCGCUGUGAAUUCGGCCCAGCACCGAGGCCACGAGGACAUCUUCUCCCCAGAACCGGCGUCCUCCGUUGGCGCGCACCGGCUGCCGGAGCCCAUGACGCCCACCAGGUUCGGCGUUCGCCACCAGCACCAGGAGGAAGGAGGCGGCGACAGCGACGCCACGGAGUCGGCGGACAGCGAUAACGACAUGGACCCGUCCUCCGAGGCGUGGGAGCUGCGGCGGUCGUCGUCGUCGUCCGCCCACAGCGGGGAGGACGCCGCCGCCGAGACGCUGGAGAGGAGGCGCUUCAUGAAGGCCUAUGUGCAGAAGGUGUUCCAAGGAGGGGAGGACUUUGACCAGGAAGAGAAGGCUCGCUUUGGAGAGCUGUGCAGCGGGGACAAUGGCAAAGGCAGGGAGUGGUUUGCUAAAUACGUCAGCGCUCAGCGCUGCCACUCCAAGUGCGUGAGUGAGGCCACCUUCUACAGGCUGGUGCAGUCCUUCGCCGUAGUGCUGUUUGAAUGUUACCAGAUGGAUGACUACACCCCGGCCAAGAACCUCAUGACCAUGUGCUUCACCUACUACUACGUCGGGAAGUUCCAGCCGUCGCCCUCUGAGCUCCUGGAUCGCGGCGGCGCCCCAGCCCCUCUCGACUCCUACCUCAACAAGGCCAACUCCUGGCUGACUGGAAAGAAGGACGCGGCUGAACGCCUGCUGAAGAAUACAUCCAAGACUGACGUCAAGGGCUUCUUUGGAGGCCUGGAGAACAAGCUGAGAAGCUCCAUGGCUCCUAAGACUGAAGAUGGAGAGAGUCCAGCUGAGAUGAAGCUCAAAUCACCAGUCUCUGAGGCUCCAGAGGAGAAGAAGGGACAGAAGGUUUACCUGUACACCCACCUAAAGCAGCAGCCCAUCUGGCACACGCUGAGGUUCUGGAACGCAGCAUUUUUCGAUGCCGUUCACUGCGAGAGGACAAAGAGGUCACCGACCACGAGGGGGACGCAGGAGAGCAACUCACAGGAGAGGGAGAAGUGGUGUCACAUGACCCAGGAGGAGAGGGAGGACCGCUCCAAAAUCGAUGAGAACAUAGCGUUCGGGCAGCUGGGGACCUUCACUCAUAACAUGCUGGCGUUCGGGCUAAGUAAGAAGCUGUGCAACGACUUCCUGAAGAAGCAGGCGGUGAUCGGGAACCUGAAUGAAGAACAGUACAAGCUGCUGACCGAGCACAUAGAGAAGAUGGCGGCUGAGUGACGCCCGCCACCCCCCGUCUCGGCCUCCUCGUAGUGACCCGCUGUGUGUGUGUGUGUGUGUGUGUGUGUGUGUGUGUGUGUGUGUGUGUGUGUGUGUGUGUGUGUGUGUGUGUGUGUGUGUGUGUGUGUGUGUGUGGUGCUCCGAGGCCGCUGUAGCCAACCCCGUCCACCCCGCGCUUCUCCGUGGCCCCCAUCAGCAAUAACAUGUCAUCAGUCAUGUGUCGGUGUGACCAGUGCGCUGCGCGACGACGCGCUCGUAGCUCCGAGCGGAGCCUGAAAACCACGUUCUGACUGGACGCGUCAGCUGGACGACGACGCACCCAAGGGCAGCGUUUACAGCACUUCUUCUGUAUCUGAUGCUGGAAUGAUGGAAGGCGAUUCAUCCCUUUUAAUGGCGUUUGUGAAUACUUGAUCUGUUCCUUUUUGUAUAUUAUCACGUGUUUGUUCAGUGGUGAAUCUGUGACCAAUUGCAUUCAGUCGUGCAUCGUGACAAAGAAGAGCAUCCGACCCGCUGCUCCAUUUGUGUCUUAGCUGUCUUUUUCCUGAUCUUCCACCUGAUCCCUCCGGGCGACAUGAAGUAUUGAGCUGCGUACUGGACCCGUGAGCUCAGUCGCAGCCGUUUGCACUACGUCGUCCGCUCCUCUGAAUAACGUGGAUUAAAUGCCUUCCGUGUCGUGUCUGUGCGCGGCUCACGCUCUCCUCCGCGGCUGUCCUCGUUAAGUGACGGCCGUAAGCAGCUCUUCUCCAGAGAGCAGUGCAAUAGAACCCGUAGCUGUGCCGUACCCACGCCAGUGUUGGUAGAUCUAGGUGUUGUAGCUCUAGUGUGUGUCUGACAAACAUGUCGACAUGUUAAUGUGCCGCUGUACACGUAUGUUUGCAUGGUCAUGUAAUAAUGACACAGCUACUGAACCUGUAAUAAAUGUAUUUUUUGUGAAAUGAA
Betta splendens (Siamese fighting fish) is the source of this 2537-nucleotide messenger RNA. RefSeq names its product KIAA0513 ortholog. The transcript has 13 exons. The record is from RefSeq and is a predicted model, not a curated record. Bases 315 to 1598 code for a protein of 427 amino acids. Lineage: Eukaryota; Metazoa; Chordata; Actinopteri; Anabantiformes; Osphronemidae.